CGGCGGCGGCGGCGGACGGGACGGAUGGGACGGUCGAUGGCACCGUGAGUGACGUGAAGGCGACGACGCGCGAUGUGAGAGAGCGGGAGAAGGUGCGACGGCGUGGGGAGCGAUUGGCGGCGGACGCGGCGGAGGCGCGGGGGAGAUUGGGUGAGGAAUUGCGCGACGCGAGACGGCGGGCGGCGGAGGCGCGGUGCGCGGGCGCGUCGAAGGCGCUGGCGAACGUCGAUCUGGGGCCGUUUAACCUGCCGAAUCCGGGAGGUGGGGCGGAUUUGAUCGAGGACGCGUCGUUGACGGUAACUCCGGGACGACGGUACGGUUUGAUUGGGCGAAACGGCUCGGGGAAAUCGACGCUUCUGAGACACCUCGCGGCGAGACGGGUGGAGGGUAUCGACGCCUCGUACAGCGUGCAUUACGUCACCCAAGAGGUCGAGCUCACGGAAGAAGAGGAGGAGAUGACGCCCGAUGCCGUCGUCUUGAGAGCGGACGUGCAGAGAUUGAUCUUGUUGGAGGAGCAAGCGCGCUUGGAGACGAGCGAGGACGCCUCGGCGCUCACUCGUUUACGAGAAGUGAGCGCGAUGUUGGACUCGAUUUCGGCGUCGAGCGCCCCGGCUCGAGUUGCCGUCUUAUUGAAAAAUCUCGGAUUCACCGACGCGUUGGUCGCUCGUCCGAUGCGAGCUCUUUCGGGUGGUUGGCGCGUGCGGACGGCGCUCGCCGCGGCGCUCUUCGCGCAGCCGGACAUUUUGUUUCUCGACGAACCGACCAACCACUUGUCCAUUGCCGCGGUUAUGUUCUUAAGUAGAGAGCUAUCUACUAAUCCGGUAUGGAACUCAAGAAUCAUCGUCACCGUGAGUCACGACAGGCACUUCUUAGACGAGGUGACGACGGACUCGCUGCACAUAUCUGGCGUGGCGAAACGUCUGACGGCGCAUCGGAUGGCUUACAGCGCGUGGGCGAAAAAACGUCGCGAGCAGCAGCUGGCGAUGGGACGUAAGAUGGAGCUGCGAAGAGAGAAAAUUGCGUCGCUGCAGAGCUUUGCGAAUCACGGCUUCAAAUACGGUGGAUCGUCCUCGGCGAUCGGCGCGAUGAAGAAGCGUUCAAAGGAGGCACAAAAGCUCGAGGAAGAGGCCGAAGAAGAAUCGGAGGCGAUGGCCGAUCUGGAAGAAGACGCCGAACUCGCCUUGAACCUUCAGGCGGGUGGCGAACUUCAGCACAACAUCGUUCGCUUCGACGAGGUCUCGUUUGCUUAUCCAGGCGGCGAGACGCUCUUCGCCGACGUCGAUUUGAGCAUCGACUCGAAAUCUCGCGUCGUCCUGCUCGGGGAGAACGGGCAAGGAAAAACAACAAUGGUCAAAAUUAUCACAGGCGACCUCGAGCCGACCAAGGGCGUGGUGACGCGCGAUCGAGGCGCGCGAGUCUGUUUGGUAAACCAGCAUCACGCCGAGCAGCUCGAUUACGAGAUGACACCGCUCGCAUUCAUGCUCGAUCGUUUUCCCGGCGAUGGAAGUUAUGAUCACCAACAGAAGAUUCGCAGUCAUCUCAGCGGGUGCGGCGUCCCGACCGAAUUGCAAAACGUCCCCGCGCUCGCGCUGAGUGGCGGACAAAAGAGCCGAGUCGCCAUGGCGGCGGUUUCGUAUAAGCAGCCGCACUUGAUCAUUCUCGAUGAACCUACGAAUAACCUCGAUCUCGAGAGCUGUGAGGCGCUGGCGGAGGCGAUUCAAAAGUUCGAGGGAGGUGUCGUAUUGGUGAGCCACGAUCAAUAUUUCGUCGAAAAAGUCGGAAAAGAAGUCAUCGUUAUCGAGCGAGGCGCCGUCAAGCGUCUGGACUCGUUCGCGGCGUACAAGAGGUCGAUCGCGAAGAAACUCGCCGCCGCGACGAAUUAG
Ostreococcus tauri is the source of this 1883-nucleotide messenger RNA. Its product is annotated as ABC transporter, conserved site. The record is from RefSeq and is a predicted model, not a curated record. Gene Ontology annotation, molecular function: ATP hydrolysis activity; ATP binding. The transcript has a single exon. NCBI's taxonomy places the organism in Eukaryota, Viridiplantae, Chlorophyta, Mamiellophyceae, Mamiellales, Bathycoccaceae. The annotation marks the transcript as partial.